Messenger RNA from Phacochoerus africanus (Common warthog), 3698 nucleotides. It is a transcript of the gene GULP1, whose product is annotated as GULP PTB domain containing engulfment adaptor 1. The record is from RefSeq and is a predicted model, not a curated record. NCBI's taxonomy places the organism in Eukaryota, Metazoa, Chordata, Mammalia, Artiodactyla, Suidae. Bases 574 to 1794 code for a protein of 406 amino acids. The transcript has 16 exons.
AACGGCGCCCCGGCUGUGCUGGAGCGGAGAUCUCCAGGUUCCGAGGACGCCGCGGCUCUCCACGCCCCUGCCCAGAGCCUGACCCGACUGCAUCAGUCAGUAAGUUAUAUGUGAUUCCAUCUAAUAUACACAAGGCAGAAAGUAAUUGAAGGACAAUUCAGAUGGCAGCUGUAUGAUUGAAAGUCAAGUGUCGCAUAUUCUUUCAACUGUAUUUGAACAUAUCUACCCAGGAAGUGUCAUCCCAUUUGUGGUGAGUUGAGCGAUGGCCUCCAAAAAAGCUACGUUCCCAAGUCCUAACCUCUGUUACUGGUGAAGGUGACAUUAUUUGGAAAAAGAGUGAAGACUUCAAAGACAGGAGAGAAGAUUCUGUGAAGACAGAGGCAAGGACUGAUGUGAGGCAACCACACAUCAGGGAUCUCCUGGAGCCACUGGAAACUGGAAGAGGCAAGAGCAGAAGCUCCCAUAGAGCCUUCAGAGGAAGUGUAGCCUUUCUGACACCUCAGUUUCAGACUUCCGGACUUCCAAAGAUAUAGAGUGUGAUUGAACUGAACAUCUAUUUGGCUGAUCCUCAUCAUGAACCGUGCUUUUAGCCGGAAGAAAGACAAAACAUGGAUGCAUACACCUGAAGCUUUAUCAAAACAUUACAUUCCCUAUAAUGCAAAGUUUCUUGGAAGCACAGAAGUGGAGCAGCCCAAAGGAACAGAAGUUGUGAGAGAUGCUGUAAGGAAACUAAAGUUUGCAAGACAUAUCAAGAAAUCUGAAGGCCAGAAAAUUCCUAAAGUUGAGUUGCAAAUAUCAAUUUAUGGAGUAAAAAUUUUAGAACCCAAAACAAAGGAAGUUCAACACAAUUGCCAGCUUCACAGAAUAUCAUUUUGUGCAGAUGAUAAAACUGACAAGAGAAUAUUCACUUUCAUAUGCAAAGAUUCUGAGUCAAAUAAACAUUUGUGCUAUGUAUUUGACAGUGAAAAGUGUGCUGAAGAGAUAACGUUAACAAUUGGCCAAGCGUUUGACCUGGCAUACAGGAAAUUUCUAGAAUCUGGAGGAAAAGAUGUUGAAACAAGAAAGCAGAUUGCAGGGUUACAGAAAAGAAACUUAGUGUUCUCAUGUGACUUUGCUUCACUUCCUGAUGCUUCUCAUGGGGAUCAGAGCAGCAGAAGCAGCAGAUGCUGGAUUCAAGACUUAGAAACAGAAAAUAUGGAACUUAAAAACAAAGUACAAGAUUUGGAAAACCAGUUAAGAAUAACCCAAGUAUCAGCAUCUCCACUGCUGCACAAAAUGUCUGAUCAUGAACAACAUGAGUUUCAGAGAUGCUCACCCUCUUUCUGGCAUAAUACUGAUGGUUCAUCUCCCUGUCUAAAUAUUUCUUCCAUUACUGUCACUCCUGUCAACUCGCCUGAUUCCAGACUAUCAUUGGGACUGUUAAUACCACCACCUUCUAAAUGUGGCCUUCCAAAACCAGUCAGUGAGAGCAGCAUCCCAAGACCUCAUGCAGGCAGUGUGACACCUAAGUCACCCUCCACUGACAUCUUUGACAUGAUUCCGUUCUCUGCACUGUCACACCAGUCUUCAAUACCUACUCGCAACGGCACACAGCCACCUCCAGUACCUAGUAGAUCUACCGAGAUUAAACGAGACCUGUUUGGAGCAGAACCUUUUGACCCAUUUAACUGUGGAGCAGGGGAUUUCCCUCCAGAUAUUCAAUCAAAAUUAGAUGAGAUGCAGGAGGGGUUCAAAAUGGGACUAACUCUUGAAGGCACAGUAUUUUGUCUCGACCCAUUAGACAGUAGGUGCUGAUGUCAAGAAGAAGAGGUCCUGAAUGUGUUAAAUUUGUUUUGUAUACAUAUGUAUCAUUCAUCAUUACUUACGACAGGUAUUACACAUGUGCCAAUAUAUUUUUGAAUAUCUUAACUUUUUGAUGAUUAUUUCAGUAAAAUUUCCUAACAUCCACUGUAGAUCUGUAAUAUUUUGUUUGAAAAACAACCACUGUAAAGUAGGUCAUACUUUUAUGUUCCUUUCUGUUUCUGUUUGUAAAAUUUAUAAUUGAAAGACAAAUUAUCCAAAUAUCUGCCUUGUCUGAGUUCUAAAUAAUUAGUUUCUUUGAAUUUCUGCCCACACUGCAGGCUGCUAAUUUAUUACUGAUUUCCCAAAAGCCAUACCUUAAUAAUGUGUUUGAAAGUCCUAAAGAGAUACACCAAUGCCAGACUAAAUAGGUUCUGUAUUCAAACCAAGAAACAUGUUAUCACUCAUGAGACAGUUGUCAUUUUAUGUAGGAAAUGUUGUUCAUAUUAUUGGGAAAAUGUAAACUUUGAAUAUAAUAUCACCAGGUUAUUUUUAGCAGGUAAGAUAACAAAAAUAUAAAUUCCAAUAUUAAUUACACCAAAUGUAUUUAGAGUAUUUAUUAGUAAAGUCAAGGUAAUAAUUUUAGUUAUUAUUAUCAAUUAUACUCUAAAUAUUUUAUUUAUUUCGUAAAUAAAGAUUUGUGGAAAAAACAAAAACUUGCUAUUUACACUUAAAAUUUAAUUUCUAAUGAGGUAAAUUACAUUACCAGACAGAUGUUUACUGAACAUCAUCUGAUCUGAUGUUUUCUAAAAAAAUGUUUGGAAUAUAUGCUAUUGUUACAGUAUCUAUUGCCCAUAUUUACUUUACCAAAUAUAUUUUUUCUCACUGAAUAAGACUGUCCUUCUUAUAUUUUUCUCCUUUAAAAAGAUAUUUUCUCACCAAAGUUUAUUUUGUGAUGGCACAUUUGUUUUGAUACUUUAAAAAAUCUAUGGCACCUCUACUUAUGAAUUGUCAAUGUUAUUUAGCAAAUUUAAUUUGUAUUUGAUUUGUUAAAGUCAGAAUGUCGUAUAUCACAAAAAUCAAAUACUGCUCAGUUUGGUUUUAAUAUGAACAAUAACAUUUUCUUGUACCUGAUUCUUGACAUGCUGAUGAACUCUGACUUUUAAAAAUGUUUCUUUCCUAUGCCUUUGCCAGUUAUGUAACAGAUUCUAAUUUGUCCUCAGUGCAGCAAAAAUUUACGGUCAAAUUUAUAAUUUGGUUCAUCACAUUAUAAGAAAAAUAAAUUAAUGAACCUGUGAGCUUAGAUUGAGGGUAGAUCUCAAAAAUUUUCUUUUCUUUUAGUCAUGGGGAUUUACUUUAAGUGCUAAAGGUAUAUUUUCACUAGGAAAAGAGAUCAAAUAUGCUUAUGCAAUAUUAUAUUUGUAUGUAUCUUCAUAAUGUUCUAUGGUAUAUAUAAGCCUUCUUGUUUGUUUUCUGUUAUUUGCUAAGUUGUACCUUAACUAGAGGGUAGUAUAUGUUUCAUAAAGAAGAGUCUUUUUAAUUUUGUUUGUCAUAUAGUAUUUUGGAAUUUGUAUAAUGAGAAUGUUUAGAAGCCAUAUCAAUGGCUUUUUUUAACAGAUAGAAUUUGUAUUUUUAUUGUACUUUAAAAAGCUUUAUGUAAUAGGUAUAUAUUUAGUGGCAAUUUAUUAUCAAUGGUAACACAAUAGAGUACUUUGCACAUUUAAGCUAUGUUCCUUUACCAAUUUUUAAUGGUAAUAAAUUCUGCUACUGGCAUGAUUAAAUAGUACAUAAUUGGUCAUUAAUUAUGAACAUUUAUUUCACCAGUGCAUUUUUAUGAAGAUCCAGUUGAAAAUUGUAUUUCUAUGUAAACUCAGUGAUAUGUUUGAUUUUGCUGAGAAUAAAUAAUUUUAAAUAAAUUA